AUGGCACGCUCCCUGGGGCAGCUGAUCAGAGACCACAAGGCUAGUCGCCGCAUCGCCAGAAACCGCCUGGUGGCCAAAAACGGGCACUGCAACAUCGAGUAUGGCAACAUCAACUACCGGAGCUGCUGCGCGUACCUGCAGGACUUCUGGACCACCUUCGUGGAGAUCCGCUGGCGCUUCAUGCUCCUGUGCUUCGUGGCCUCCUUCACUCUCAGCUGGUUCAUCUUCGGACUCAUCUGGUACUGGAUUGGCCUCAAUAACGGCGACAUGUGGUGGCAGAACCCGCCCUCGGACCACAAGCCGUGUGUGUUCAACGUUUUUGGCCUGACCAGCGCUUACCUCUACUCGCUGGAGACGCAGAUGACCAUCGGCUACGGUAUGCGAGUCCUAAGUCCGUACUGCCCCGGCGCCGUGGCCCUGGUCACCAUCCAGACCAUCGUCGGGGUGUUUAUUAACUGUUUCUGGUGCGGACUGUUCAUGGCCAAACUCACUCUGCCCAAGAAGAGAGCCAAAACCAUCACCUUCAGCACAAUGGCGGUCAUCUGCCCGAAGAACGGCGCCCUGACUCUGCAGAUCCGAGUGGCCAACCUGCGCAAGACUUUGCUGAUCGGCAGCCAGCUCUACGGCAAGCUCCUCAGGACGACGGUCAAUCCAGAGGGCGAGACCAUCAUCCUGGACCAGGUCAACGUCGACUUCAUCGUGGACGCCGGGAAGGACAGCCUCUUUUUCGUCUGCCCCCUGACCCUGCUCCACAUCAUCGACAAGACCAGCCCGUUCUUCAAGCUGUCCGUGGACACCCUGCUUCAGCAGGACUUCGAGCUGGUGGUCUUCCUGGACGGCACCGACGAGUCCACCAGCUCCUCGUGCCAGGUCCGGACCUCCUACAUCCCUCAGGAGAUCAAGUGGGGCUACAAGUUCCUUCCCAUCAUCUCCCGAAGCAAACAGGGGAAGUACAGCGUCGACUUCUCCAAUUUCGAAAGGGUGGAGGCCGUGCCGACCGCCCGCUGUCCGUCCUGCUUCUACAACGACCCGUGCCAUCACCACAACACUCGCAACGGCGUCGAUAACCAGGCUUUUGAAGUGACCGAAAUCCCGGACCAGAUCAGAGCUACUUGCAUGUGA
Trichomycterus rosablanca is the source of this 1122-nucleotide messenger RNA. RefSeq names its product ATP-sensitive inward rectifier potassium channel 1-like. Gene Ontology annotation, biological process: potassium ion import across plasma membrane; regulation of monoatomic ion transmembrane transport. Lineage: Eukaryota; Metazoa; Chordata; Actinopteri; Siluriformes; Trichomycteridae. The record is from RefSeq and is a predicted model, not a curated record. Gene Ontology annotation, cellular component: plasma membrane. Bases 1 to 1122 code for a protein of 373 amino acids. Gene Ontology annotation, molecular function: ATP-activated inward rectifier potassium channel activity. The transcript has a single exon.